GUAGCUUGGUGGGUAUAGGAUCCAGCAUACAUGUGUUUUUGAUGUUUUACAUUUUGUUUUCUGUUGCUUUGUGUCCAUUAAAUUGGAGUUAACUUGUAUUUGUCUCUUUUCACCGUAGGCCUGAUACUGCUAAAAGAGGAGAGUGAAGUACAAGAUGAAAUUGAAGAAAAAAGUCACUGUAAGAAAUAUCAUGAUAUCAUAACUGAAGUAAACUCUGAAAAGACUUCCUCAUGAAAAAGUAAUUUCACCUGCCAACAGUGUGGAAAGUGUUUCUCUACAAAAGGAAACCUGAAACUCCACCUGGACCUCCACACUGGAGAGAAGCCUUACACAUGCUCUCAGUGUGGAAAGUGUUUCACUAAAAAAGGAACCCUUAAAGGCCACAUGAGCAUUCAUACUAGAGAAAAGCCUUACACGUGCCCUCAGUGUGGAAACGGUUUCACCCAGCAAGGAAGCUUUAACAGGCACAAGAGAGUUCAUACUGGAGAGAAGCCUUUCACCUGCAAACUGUGUGGUAAGAGCUUCACAACAAAACUAAACCUCAAGUAUCACAUGAACGGUCACACUGGUGAGACUCCAUUUACAUGUGAACAGUGUGGAAGGAGCUUCAGACAUAAGGUAACCCUUAAAAAGCACAUGAAGAUUCAUGCAAGUGAAAGCAGUUUUACAUGUCGUCAGUGUGAAAUGAGUUUCUCAGACAACAAAUACCUUAAGAAUCAUGUGAUAAUUCGCACUGGAGAGAAACCUUACACGUGCCUUCAAUGUGGAAAGACUUGCUCAAACAAUACAAACCUUGGUGUUCACAUGAGAAUUCACACUGGAGAGAAGCCUUUCACCUGCUCUGAGUGUGGAAAGAGCUUCAGAUUUGUAGGAAACUUGCAGACUCACAUGAGAAUUCACACCGGAGAGAAGCCCUUCACCUGCUCUGAGUGUGGAAAGAGCUUCAGAUUUGUAGGAAACUUGCAGACUCACAUGAGAGUUCACACUGGAGAGAGGCCUUUCACGUGUCUCGAGUGUGAUGAGAGUUUCACCUAUCAGAGAGACCUGAAACAUCAUUUGUUAAUUCACUCUGGAAAACAAUUCUAGUGUUCGGCUGUGGCAAGAGAUUUACAAAUUCUAAUUUCUUAUGAAAUAAAGUUCUUGUCAUUAGGGGCAGUUGUGGCCUAAUACUUAGAAUCGGACUUGUAACCCGAAGGUUGCAGGGUCGAGUCUCCGGUGCAGCAGGAAUUGUUGAUGGGGGAUGUCCAGCGCUCUCUCCACCCUCAACACUAGGACUGAGGUGAGACCCUUGAGCAAGGCACUGAACCCCAACUGCUCCCUGAGCGCCGCACCAUCGGCUGCCCACUGCUCCGAGUGUG
Messenger RNA from Carassius gibelio (silver crucian carp), 1358 nucleotides. RefSeq names its product gastrula zinc finger protein XlCGF8.2DB-like. The transcript has a single exon. Gene Ontology annotation, cellular component: nucleus. The coding region runs from base 385 to 1086 and encodes 233 amino acids. NCBI's taxonomy places the organism in Eukaryota, Metazoa, Chordata, Actinopteri, Cypriniformes, Cyprinidae. The record is from RefSeq and is a predicted model, not a curated record.